Messenger RNA from Penicillium robsamsonii, 930 nucleotides. RefSeq names its product Glucose/ribitol dehydrogenase. Gene Ontology annotation, molecular function: oxidoreductase activity, acting on the CH-OH group of donors, NAD or NADP as acceptor. The record is from RefSeq and is a predicted model, not a curated record. Bases 1 to 930 code for a protein of 309 amino acids. The transcript has a single exon. Lineage: Eukaryota; Fungi; Ascomycota; Eurotiomycetes; Eurotiales; Aspergillaceae.
AUGUCUACCGACACCUCAACGGGAGCGAGUGAGGACCAGCGAGCCUCGCUGACCUCUCGGGUCCUUCCUAUUAUGACCCUGUCGAAGGGAUCAAGUUCCCUCACUCGUCCCCUCACUCCGGUACCCUUUACAUCUGCUCGCUCACGUGCCGAAAUGCGAUUUCAAGUUCACGGAAAAGCCAUAGUCACCGGCGGAGCAGGAGCACUAGGCCUAGUCUCAGCGCAGGCUCUCUUGGAGCACGGUCUUUCCUCGCUGUGUAUCAUGGAUCUCCCCAAGACUCUGGAAACAUCAGAAGAACAAAUCCAAUCACUAGCAUCGAAAUUUCCCUCUGCGAAUGUAACCAAAAUCCCCUUGGACGUGACCUCGAUGGAAUCAAUCGAAGCCGCAUUUGAACGGGCAAACACAACAAUGGAAGGCAUCGACAUCCUCUGCUGCUUCGCUGGAAUCCCUGGGUGCCAAUCAUCCCUCACAGUAACACCCGACCAGUUUAAUAGAGUGAUAGACGUGAACCUGAACGGAUCUUUCUUCUGCGCUCAGGCAGCAGCAAAGCGAAUGGAAUCCUCGGGCAAAGGCGGGUGCAUUUUGUUUACUGCGUCGAUGUCCGCUCACUAUACCAACUUCCCCCAGCCACAGGCUGCUUACAAUGCGAGCAAGGCUGGGGUUGCGCAUCUGACUCGAAAUCUGGCUGCUGAGUGGGCAGUUCAUGGGAUCAGAGUGAAUAGUAUUAGUCCUGGAUAUAUGGAUACUAUUCUCAAUGCCGGGGACAGUUUGGCGGAUGUUAGAAAGAUUUGGGAUGCUCGUUGUCCGAUGGGCCGGAUGGGGGAUCCCGAGGAGAUUACUGGGGCUGUUGUUCUUCUGUGUAGUCAGCGUGCAGGACGGUACAUCACUGGUGCGGAUAUUGUUAUUGAUGGGGGCACUUUGACUCUGUAA